AAUGGUGAGUCAGCUAAGUAGCUAAAAUGUAAAAACCCUAUUUAUUGGACUCCCAUAUAUACCCCAAAAACCCUAAUCGUCAUCUUCUUCGCCCUUUUUCAAUUUUUUUCCUCUUGUUUUUUCUCAAGCGGCAGUAAUGUCGAAGCGAGGACGUGGAGGAAGUGCUGGUAAUAAGUUCAGGAUGUCACUGGGUCUCCCAGUGGCAGCCACAGUAAACUGCGCUGACAACACUGGGGCUAAGAACCUUUACAUUAUUUCCGUCAAGGGAAUUAAGGGUAGACUCAACAGGUUGCCUUCUGCUUGUGUUGGUGACAUGGUUAUGGCUACUGUUAAGAAAGGGAAACCUGAUCUCCGUAAGAAGGUCAUGCCUGCUGUUAUUGUCAGACAACGCAAGCCUUGGCGCCGAAAGGAUGGUGUCUACAUGUAUUUUGAAGAUAAUGCUGGAGUGAUUGUCAAUCCCAAGGGUGAAAUGAAAGGUUCUGCUAUUACUGGCCCCAUUGGAAAGGAGUGUGCUGAUUUAUGGCCAAGGAUUGCAAGUGCUGCAAAUGCUAUUGUCUAAAUGAUGACAUUCAAAUGUUCCCAAAUUUUGUUAUUUUUACAAACACGGAUUUGGUAGGAUAAUUGAAAUUAUUCGAGUUUUGAAUAUAAUUUAUAGACUACAGAUGGACAUUAAAAUACUUUAUUUUGGUUGAAAUCCUAUUCAUGUUUUUACUAUCUUCUGAUUAUGAAAUCUGAUGCAAAUUACUGAACU
Amaranthus tricolor (Joseph's coat) is the source of this 751-nucleotide messenger RNA. Its product is annotated as 60S ribosomal protein L23. Gene Ontology annotation, biological process: translation. Gene Ontology annotation, cellular component: ribosome; cytosolic large ribosomal subunit. The record is from RefSeq and is a predicted model, not a curated record. The transcript is spliced from 4 exons. Gene Ontology annotation, molecular function: structural constituent of ribosome; large ribosomal subunit rRNA binding. The coding region runs from base 137 to 559 and encodes 140 amino acids. Lineage: Eukaryota; Viridiplantae; Streptophyta; Magnoliopsida; Caryophyllales; Amaranthaceae.